AUGAAAAUAGCUAUAGAAGGAUGUGCUCAUGGAGAUUUAGAAAAUAUCUACGACACCAUUUACGCUUUGGAGCAGAAAAAUGGUUUCAAAGUGGAUUUGCUGAUUUGUUGUGGUGAUUUCCAAUCCACUAGAAAUCAAAGUGAUUUAAUGUGUAUGGCUGUUCCUCCCAAAUAUCGACAUAUCUGCACUUUCUACAAAUAUUACUCGGGCGAAAAAACUGCUCCGGUUCUGACAAUAUUCAUCGGGGGUAACCACGAAGCAUCAAAUUAUCUUCAGGAACUACCGUAUGGCGGUUGGGUAGCCCCAAAUAUUUAUUACUUAGGUUAUGCUGGUGUAAUUAAUGUUGCUGGUAUACGAAUAGGGGGCAUUUCGGGAAUAUUCAAAGGCAAUGAUUACUUAAGAGGCCAUUAUGAAAUACCACCUUAUACAGAACAAUCUAAACGAACUGUAUACCAUGUUAGAAAUUUGGAGAUUUUCAGAAUAAAACAAAUCUCCGGUAAAAUGGAUAUAUUUUUGUCGCACGAUUGGCCUUCGGAUGUUGUUAAAUUCGGAAACGUCGAGCAGUUGUUGAAAAGGAAACCUUUAUUUAGGGAAGAUAUUGACAGAGGUGAACUGGGAAGCAAAAUGUACAAUGAUAUUCUUUACCAGUUAAAACCGAAAUAUUGGUUUUCGGCCCAUUUACACUGCAAAUUUCCUGCGCUAAUCAAACACCUUGACGAUUCCAUCACGAAAUUUCUAGCCUUAGAUAAAUGCCUUCCCAAAAGACGAUUUCUACAAAUCGUAGAUAUACCACACAAUGAAGAAUCAAAGGUAGAAAUCAGUUACGAUAUCGAAUGGUUGACAAUAUUAUACAAAACAAAUCAUUUAUUAUCGACAAGAAACAGUUUCACCUACAUGCCAGGUCCCGGUAGUGGAGAGAGAUACGACUUCACUCCAAAUGAAGAAGAGAAAAACAACAUCACUAAAAGAUUCAACAGUAAUCUGGUUGUUCCGAAAAUUUACUACCAAACCGCUUCUCCUUACAACUCCGAUACUCCAUCGAAGAAAACUCAACCAGCACAGCCCGUUGUAAAUCCCCAAACUACUACACUGUGCGAAAUACUUUCCAUAGACGAUCCGCUAGCCGAGGCGUGCAAAAGUAACGGAGCUGAGUUAAAUGUUACUGUAGAUCUGAAUUCUUCGAUCAGCUUCCUAGACGAUACUGUGGAUAUCGAAGGCUCUCUCAACUCGCCUCAAAGUGUCUCUCUAAGGAAACUGAGCAGCAUUCACCUGCCGGAUCCGAAACUCGACGAAAGCGACAUCCAGCCAAUACUCGAAGAUGAAGAUACUAACAGGAGCAUUUCGGUUUCUGAAAAAAUCGAUUGCGAAGAAGACAAACUAGCUGAAGAAGCAAUUAAUCCUGCUGAAGAGAUGGUUAAUCAAGCUGAAGAAACAGCUAAUCUAAAUUCACCUACUCCAAAAAAAUUCAAACGCAGGAACAAAGAACUCUAUGCGGGAGAAAACGAUCAAGAAUCAGCCUUUGGAGAUUCAUUAUUGCUAGAUCUAAAUCUUCCGGGCUGUAGCAGUUGA
Molecule: messenger RNA, 1569 nt
Organism: Phyllotreta striolata
Lineage: Eukaryota; Metazoa; Arthropoda; Insecta; Coleoptera; Chrysomelidae
Source: the annotation of a GenBank genome assembly